UUUCUCGUUUCCCGCGGUGUGCUGUGUGUACGUAAAAAACGCACGAGUGUGAGUUUAUCACCGCGAUCAUUUGUCGCGCGCAUACCGACCGGGCGCGUAUGCAAGAUCAUUGUUGUGUUCAGUUGGAUUACUAAAAACCGAUGGCAUUUGGGAUGCCGCCUCUGGCUGGAUGAACGUCUCGGCCUCCGGUGGAGAGGCUUACCAACCGUGAUAUCGGGACGAGGGUGACCCAGUGGACAGGGGUAUAUAGUCAGGACGCUAGAGCGUAGCGGCGGCGACAUGAAGCAUGCAGCAUGCGCGGUAGCGGUGUCACAGCUGCGCGGUCCUGCCUUCAACCUCUGGUGUCCGCCAGCCGAUACCUUGCCGUACAUGCCCUCCCCGGUGACCCUCUCUACUUUGUCGUUGAGGCCAAGUCGAGGGUAAAGGAGGUCUACGCCCAAACAUGCGUCCUGCUGGGCCAACAGGGCAUGUUAGACUGCGAAUUGUUUGGCCUAGCAAUUUUGUCUGACGGCGAGUAUCUCUUCGUGGACCCUGAAAGUAAGCUGAGCAAAUACGCGCCCAAAAAUUGGCGAAGUUCUCAUACAUACGGUCUUGACAGCAGCGGAAGACCAGCAUUUGUACUCUAUUUCCGGGUUCAGUACUACGUGGACACCCCGUUACUUUUGAGCGAUGAGACGACCCGGCACCAUUACUAUCUGCAGCUGCGCGACAACGUCGUCCGACAUGGCGGCGGGGUGGAAAGCCUCCACCCCCACCACCCCUUGCACAAACCGGGGGUUGUUGCGCCCUUGCUCGCCCUUGCAGGCCUCGCUCUUCAGGCCGACCUCGGCGACUAUUCCGAGGAGCGUCAUCGACCUCACGCCGGUUCGGUCGGUUACUGCAAAUCCACCGAUUACCUGCCACCCCACAUGUGCAUCGAGAAGAAUAUACUCAGUAUUCUUAGCGCCCAGCACCGAGAUAAUCGCGGAUUGUCACGAGAGGAAGCGGAGCUCCAAUAUAUCCGGGAGGCGGUGCUCUUGGAAGCGCCGCUCAACGCGCACCUCUACCGGCUUCGUAGGAGCAAAAAUGAAGCCGGCCCCGGACGGAUCCUGCUCGCGAUUUGCGCUCGUGGAGUCCGCGUCUACACCGAGGAAGAGACGCCUCGAGUAUUUGCCUGGAACAACAUCGGCAAACUCUGCUUUGAUCGUAAAAAGUUUGAAAUUCGGGCAGUUGACCAACCGGACAAGCUCACCUUGUAUAGUGGGUGUGAUGACAAGAGUAAAUUAUUGUUGGGACUCUGUCGAGACACCCAUCAAUUUUCCAUGGCUAUAGCACCACGACUGAGCGAGGCGAGACGUCGCGAAGAAGAAGAGCGUAAGGUGCUGCGAGACUGCUACAUGUAUCCAGCGAGGUGCAAACUCAGCCUGGCUGCACGAGGCGCUCGGAGUGACCAACGGAUCUCUGUUAUUUCAAGUACGUCUUCCAAUACAACAUCGGGCAUAGUGAGCGAUCGAGUUCACAGUGAAGAUGAACCUGAUACAGCACCAGCUUCAACCGAGUGUCUACCUCGACUCACAGAGUAUCCGAAACACACGCAACCGUCGCAAAUCAUCAACGGCACUAAUGGUGACGAACAUUCCAGACCGUCGUCUCCUGCUUCUACCGUGGACGAAGUCGACAACGUCGAAGCUGCGCCAUCAUCUGUAGCACAGCAACGCCUCGUCUCGACUGCAGGUGUAACAACGGAGGGCUCGCAGUGCAGUAGUAAUUGCAGUACAGUGGUUAUUGUCAAUGUUCCUGAUGGUCCUCCUCUACAAAUACGAAGAGCAUCUGCGACGUCAAGCCUCGAACUAGGUUACUCGCAUACGGCUCAAAAUUCAGCUGUUUCUUCGGAGACUACGAGUUUUCCUGGUGCGAUUUACGACAGGUGCAGAAAAACUGGAAAAUAUGCCGGCACUGACAUCGCAAGUGAAACAAGUGGCGUCUAUACUUUGAGAAGUAGUGAAAUGCAAGACGAACGCAACACAGAUGUGUAUUCACCCACAGGAAUCGCGAAUGUAUCUUCAGCUGCGAGCGACGUUUGUGCUAUGAGUUCGGUUCCCUCAACAACAGACGAAGCGUCAGUGACUUCCGGGUUUUACACAAUUCACAGCGGCCUGAGAUCAGAGACUAGUGGCGUCUACACGGAAGACGUAAACACAGAAGACCAAGAGCCGAUAUACAGUAUCUGCAAAGACGGUAAUCAGGUUGAGAACAGGAAUUCGGGAAUGGUCGAAGCGCUUCUUGAACAGGAGCUCGAGGACUCGAGGUCCAGGAGCAACAGCAUUUUGAGUGCUGGCAGUUUCAGGGGUGAUGGGAGCGACCCAUCGGAUGUAGGACCUCUUCUCUCCGCAGACGAACUGUCCGAUUUAAUCGUUGGUAGAUAUCCGCCUCGCAAGACGAUCAGCAAUUCCAUGGACUCGGACUGCGACUAUGUAACCCUUCCGCCUCCGCCACCACCUCCUAGAACUGACAGUGACAGGCAGCUCCCUCUGCCUCCACCGUAUCCUGUGAGCGGAGAUUACGCGACGAUUAAAUCGCCGAUGAGCGAAGCUUCCAUCGAACGAGAACCGCCGCCACCGCCUCCCUACAACGCUGUUCGAGGGGAUUUCGUUCCUCUGCCUCCCCGAAGGUCCGAGCCUCCGCCGCCUCCUCCCUACACGGCACCGAGAGAAAGGAUUCAGAUCCCUCCGCCGACUCCUCCGAGGAACGACGCGGUCACUCCAAGAGAGCCUCCACCGCCGCCGCCAUACCCUGAAAUUCCAGAGCAUCAGGAUGGCGUUUCGACGCUCUACGAUAAGAACGGCGAGGAAAAUGGUCCCAAAGUUACGGCCGGCAAGUCGUACGGCAGUCUGAAUAGAAGCAACGCCGUUUCGACAUCGUCGUCAAACUUCUCUUCGGGGAUCGCGACGAACGCUGUUCAGACCGCAGCACCGAAACCACCGCCUAGAAUCCAACCGCCGACUUAUCCUGGUGACAAAAUGAAACCCACUCCGGUUCACGCUCCUGUAGCCGCGCUCGUCGUUGGGCCGAAUAAUUAUUUGGACGUCCACGCUUCGCGGGGUGGACCCUUGCUUCUUCCUUACCUCGCACCGCCUCCUCCGCCUGCGACGCAUCCCAGACAACCGCCUCCGCCGCCGCCCAGCUUAGCGACUGUGUACACAAGUCAGGUAGCGAGAUCUCAGAUCGAACAGUACAAGCAACAGUUGUACUCCGACGUUGACUUCGUCAUGUUUCCGCUGAAGGAUCCGGCCGUUUCUAAGCAGGAGUACAUUGACGCUAAGCAAGGAUCGCUGAUUGCAGCAAUGGCGGCUUACCCUCCGCCGCCUUACCCUGCCUUCAACAGUAAGUCGUCCGUCGUUUAUCGCAGCACCCCUUAUCUGCCGGGGUCUUCGUUCUCGUCACCAUCCAAAUACGCUUCUAACCAGAAUUUGAGUAUCGGCGGCGAUUCUUCCGGGGGUAAUUACUUGCCGCAAAGCAAUGUGAGCAGCCACUACGCGGCGAGCACGAGCUCUUUGUACAGCGGAGCGACCUGCUCAUCUGGAGGGAGCCACAGUCUUCGAAGAGAACCUCCUGCUCCUACGCAUCCUCAUGCUCUGCAUGGAUUUUCCAGAACUAGAAGCGACGAUAAUAUACUUAAAAGCUUUGACUUGUCGCUGAACACUAGGGUUCCGUCUUUGUUGCAGCCGAAACAUCGACGGUUGCCACCGCCACCGCCUCCACCUCCUUAUGAGAUUCAGACUUUGGAAAAGAGUCAACCACUUCCAUCGACCUCCUCAUCGUCGAUAAAUACGACGAAGUUGAAUAGUUCGGCCAUGCGAAUGUCGGAAAGGGACGAUGGUAAGGAUGACGGGAUGUUGGACAUACGAACCUUGCGUGAAAAAAGUCGAAAUCUGGACUUGCCACUAAUAUCGGCGCUCUGCAAUGAUCGGUACCUUCUGAAACAAACGAACGCUUUUGUCCUACCCAAGCACCCGACCGAAGCCAACGUUUCAUCUUCGAAAACGAGCUCGAGGAGCAAUAGCGGGACUUCAAGUAGAAACAAGUACCCAGUGAGCGGUUUAUCCACAACACAAAUUUCCAAACCCCCUAGGAAACCCUCGACAAGCACUCACAGGCAUCCCGGAGAAGCCAAAGGAAAUGCUUACAGAUUACUGGCCACUCCUGGGCCGUCGCCUGCCAAAAAGGAUCCCGCAAGAGCGUCGCAUUCAUAGUUCAGCGAUGCAGUGAUUUCUAUCUCUAGAACAUCGUUUGGCAUCUGCAGAAUUUUUACUGUACUUAUCUUGACGUGGAUUGAGGCCAUGAACUGCCAGAGGUAGGUCUCUGUGGCGAGUUUUCGGAUUUGAAUUCCC
Molecule: messenger RNA, 4370 nt
Organism: Diprion similis
Lineage: Eukaryota; Metazoa; Arthropoda; Insecta; Hymenoptera; Diprionidae
Product: protein expanded-like
Exons: 13
Coding region: 294-4232 (1312 amino acids)
Biological process (GO): positive regulation of hippo signaling
Cellular component (GO): cytoplasmic side of apical plasma membrane; cytoskeleton
Source: RefSeq, a predicted model, not a curated record